This is a messenger RNA of Silurus meridionalis, 1099 nucleotides long. RefSeq lists its product as uncharacterized. The coding region runs from base 14 to 841 and encodes 275 amino acids. Lineage: Eukaryota; Metazoa; Chordata; Actinopteri; Siluriformes; Siluridae. The record is from RefSeq and is a predicted model, not a curated record. The transcript has 6 exons.
ACUAGACAGUUGGAUGUUAAAGAUCACGGAGAGGAGAAGAUCAACCAGAGUUUCUAAUCUUCACACUUUGUGCUGCUGGUGCUGUUGUGUCUCAGACAUGGAGUCCUGCAGGGUUCCUCACCAUGUCCUGCUUUCAUUCACCCUCAUCUUCAUCUUCAUCUCUAUCCCAGUACCUGCAUCAGCUGAAGAUACUGUACAGGUGAAGUUUAAUCAGCGUGCAGUUCUGCCUUGUAAACGGAGAUGUUCUGGUGAAGCCAAAUGGACUCUGUUCAGUAAUAGAAGUGUUGUAGUGGCUCAGUGUGAUCAGACGUCCUGCAGAUCAUCAGAUGGAUAUAAAAUGUCUCAUGAUCAGUACCUGAAAGGAGAUCUGAGCCUCACCAUCACUGCAGCUGAUUACAGUAAGAGGAACAGGUACACGUGUGUGUGUGAUGGUGAUGACAUUGAACAUGUUCUUCUCAGCAUCAAUCCCAUGAAAUCUUCACUUCACAUAUACCCUGGUGAAGAUCUGCAGCUGGAGUUACACGUAUCAGAGAGAGUGGAGGUGACCUAUAGGAGUAAAUAUUCAGGAGAUCUAUAUGGUGAACAGAUCUGCAGUGUGGAGAGAAGAUCACUGACCUGUACAGAUAAAUACACAUGGAGAACAUCACUCACUAACACACUUCUUACUCUGAGAGGAAUAAAAGUAUCUGAUGGAGGAGUUUACAGCGUCCAGGACUCAGUGAAUAAAGAAGAUCUUCAUAUUUACUCAGUAUCAGUGAGAGAUCUCGACUCAGGUGCUAAGAGGGCUUCCACAAUGUGGAUGAUUGUCCUGCUGCUGCUGCUAGUGGUUGGUGCAGUGUAAACAAAUUUAAGGAACCCUGCAUCAGCAGAUUUAUAUAGAGAAACAUCUGAGAAGUUAAAAGAGGUGAAAGGUGAGCAGGAGAAGAACAAAUCAUCAUCUGAAAUAUUCCACAGCAUCGACUGGAAGAGACUGAUAGACCUUAAACAGUAUGAGCUGGGAGUGAUCAGUGUGCAUAAUGUAAUUGCUGUAUAUGUGUGUCAUGGCAGAUUUUGGUGCUGAUUUGAGACAUAAAUAAAACAAAUUAAUUGAUUAACAAAA